GGGGGAGGGAGCAAGCGAGCCCAAGUCAUUAGCAAUGAAAAUGUGGACAGGUAGUGAGAGUGUAAAUUACUCUAUUUCAAAAUGUAGCUAACUGUUGUUGGAUAACUGAACCUAUUUACAGUUUCCUCUGUGUAACCUUUGAAAGAGAAGGAAGUGAAGAGAGAGGGUUGCUCUGUACAGAGAAAACAAAUUAGCACACAACGAGCGAAGGAAGGGGUAGAGGAAAGAGUUAGACACAGAAAAAGUGUGACUGAGAGAGAGAGAGAGAGAGAGAGAGAGAGAGAGAGAGAGAGAGAGAGGGGUGUAGAGAAAAGUUUCUGGAGCCAGAAGUGGACAUUCUGUUUCUUCUCCUAUAACAGCAGUGUGAUGGAGGAGUACAAAGUGACUGUUGCUACCGGCACCUCUGAAUAUUCUGGAACGAAUAACUACAUAUACAUAACGUUGGUUGGAGAGAACGGAGAGAGUGAGAAAACGUUACUAGACAACCCUGGACUGGACUUCUGUAGAGGAGCGGUGGAUGACUAUAAGGUAUGUAGUCCCGCCCCUCUGGGACCUCUCCUCUUGGUUCGGCUGGAGAAACAGCGUUACUGGGUGGAGGACAACUGGUUCUGUCGCUAUGUCAUUGUGGAGCCACCUGGGGGCGCUGCAGUUCUCACCUUUCCCUGCUACCGCUGGCUCAUAGGAGAUAUCAAGGUGGAGAUUCGAGAAGGCACAGCAAAAAAACUAAGUGAUGACACUUCUCUGCUACUGGCUCACCGAAAAGCAGAACUACAGGAGAGACAGACAAUAUACAGGUGGUGUGUGUGGGCUCCCGGCAUUCCUAAGUGUAUUGACGCCAAGACUGAGGCAGACUUGCAUCAGGAUGUACGCUUCGACAAUGAGAAGAGGAGUGACUUUGAGAGAUCCUUACACUAUGCUCUGAUAGAGCUGUCUCUGAAGAAGCUGGCCAUCAGGUUUGGAAGGUCAUGGUGCGAUCUGGAUGACUUCAAACGAUGCUUCUGGAAGCUCAAAAGCCCCAUAGCAGAGUACUGUAUGGAGCAUUGGAAGGAGGACUGGUUCUUUGGCUACCAGUGUCUGAACGGUUCAAAUCCCCGCAUGAUCCAGCGCUGCAAGAAACUUCCGAAAAACUUCCCUGUGUCCGGAGACAUGGUGCAGGGCUCUUUGGCCCCAAGAACCACCCUAGAGAAGGAACUCAAGGAUGGAAACAUAUACCUAGUGGACUAUUCUGUCAUGGAUGGAGUUCCUCCAAAUGUGAUCAGAGGAAAGCCCCAGUACAUCUCGUCCCCCAUCUGUCUGCUGUAUGAACACCCAGACCAGGGUAUCAUACCUAUCGCCAUACAGCUAGCGCAGACUCCUGGCUUGGACACACCCAUCUUCUUGCCCAAAGACCCGCCCCUAGCCUGGCUAUUGGCCAAGAUCUGGGUGCGUAACUCUGAGUUCCAGGUGUUCCAGCUGCUGUCCCACCUGUUGAGAACUCACCUGUUUGUAGAGGUUUUCUGUGUGGCCACAAAGCGUCAGCUGCCAGCUGUACACCCCAUAUAUAAGCUCCUGGCUCCUCACCUGCGCUACACUCUGGAGAUCAACUGCAGGGGGCGCAGUCAGCUCGUCUCUCCUGAUGGUAUCUUCAAGAGGGUGGUGUCUACGGGAGGGGAUGGCCUGCUGAUCCUGUCUCAGAAGGAGUACAAGCUCCUGACAUACAAAUCGCUCAACCCCAAAUUAGACUUCCAUCUGCGUGGAACCACCAGCAUGAAAAACUACUUCUACAGGGAUCACUGCCUGCUGCUGUGGGACGCCAUUCACAGUUUUGUUAAAGGGAUGAUACUCCUGUACUACCCUCUGGACCGGGACGUGGCGGAGGACUCUGAGCUGCAGCUUUGGAUUAAGGACGUGGUUGAUGAGGGCUUCGUUGACAUCCCGAAGUUUGGUUUGUCCAACAAACUGAAAACCAGAGAAGAGCUGAUCACACUACUGAGUGUCGUCAUCUUCACCAGCACGGCCCAACAUGCAGCUACCAACAAUGGACAGUUCGACUGGUGUGCUUGGGUACCCAACACCCCGUGUACCAUGCGACACCCACCCCCGACCGACAAAGAUGCCGUUACCAUGGAGAUGAUCAUGGACACCCUCCCUGAUGUCAGCCAAACCUGUUUGGAGAUGGCGAUCACUUGGCACCUGGGACGGCCCCAACCUGACGCAGUCCCUUUGGGUCAGUAUCCAGAGGAGUACUUCACAGAGGCUAAGGCCCAGAAGGUGAUUGACAGUUUCAGACAAGAGCUGAAGGAGAUAGAGGAUCACAUCCUGAAGCAAAACGAAGGUCUGGAGCUGCCCUACCUCUUCCUGCUCCCCAGCCGCAUUGAGAACAGCAUCACUAUAUAAAUGAAUAACAGAACUUUAGUACAGAUCCUCAAGGCCAUGUAUGCAUCCCACACGCCCUACCUCUCUCUCCUGCAUGGCCCAGCUAUAGAUAAUAGACCUCAAUGUUGGAUGCUCAUCGUGACCUUUCUACUGAGGCCCACCUCUUGCUGAGAAAAGCCUGUUACAGUUUUUUACAAUCACUUUGGUACUAAUUUCAGAACCUUGAUGUCAUUUUUCAAAACUCUAGACACAAAACUCAAAACGGUCAUCACUUGUAACACAGGCUGUCUAAUGUUCAAAACAUUGCAUUAUGCAUUCAUAUCUUUAAAGAAAACAAAUGCAUUGUGAAAUACCAUUGAAACGUUAAUUUAGAUCACCCAAACACAAGCAACCGAUAGUUUCACUGUGUCAUUGUUCGUACAAUUAAUAAAUAUUGUAGUACAAAAUAGGUGAUACAUGUUUCAUUAUGGUACUAGAUGUAAAUACAUCCCUGUAAUAUUACUGCAGUAGUAUAGAGAAUACUAAAGACACAGUGGAAUCAUUGAACAAAAUCUGAAAUAUAUUGAUGAAAAACAAUACAGUACAAUCACAACAAAGGUUAAUUUGAAUCAAAGCAAAAUAUUUAGCUAUGAAAUAGAAAAGAAAGUACUGUAAAACAUCAAAUGCUGUGUUCCUCAACUUCCUUGCUUGUACUGUAAAAAGCAAAACAUAGCAGUGAUUACUGUACUUCUACAUUUUCAUCAACUCUGUCCUGUGGAUUUGGCCACAGGUUCUCAUCUACAUCACAAUUUCAUUAGCCAAACAUCUUGUUAAAAACCUUCGGGCAUGGCGAUUCUAAGCCUGACACUGGUCUGCCGUGAUAUCAUUGCAUGUGUCAUCCAUGGCCUGGAGAAGAGUGACUUGUUCAUGAGGGCACCUAUCAUAAACCUUCCAUCUCCAUGUGGAGAAAAAAUCCUCAAUCGGGUUAAGGAUAGGAGAGUAUGGGGGUAAAUACAGGGUGGUAAAUUGUGCAUGGGCCUGAAACCAUGCUUGCACCAUAUGAGCAUGGUGGAACCUGACAUAGUCCCACACAAUGACACAGGUCACGCCAUCAGCUCUACAGACCUGAUCGAGCUCAUCAAGGAAGGUUACAAGGAGAGCUGCAUUAUAUGAUCCAAUACGAGGUCUGCGUCCCACCACACCGUCUUCUGAUAUAGCCGCACACAUGGUAAUGUUGGCCCCAUGUUGUCCAGGGACUUGCUCGGUUGCCCGCUGGCCAAUGACAUUUCAAUCUCUCCUCCUUGUCUUGGCCAGGUUAAAGCCUGCCUCAUCCAAAUAUAUUAAUCAGCAUCCAGCCCCAUCACCCUCCAAAAAUACAUUUUGGAAAGAGAUUUACUGAUUACUGUACAAUGCAGAAUUUUUAGGGAAUUUGAUUACAACAGCCAUCUUGAAACUGAACAUACUCAGUCCUCAUUUGCUUCACUCUGUCUGCAUUUCUUUCAAAAGGCACACAGUAAAGUUGUUUUAAAGACCUGGUGCCUUUUCAGCAUGCGUGCAAUAGUCAGCGAACCUAUGGAUUCCACAUUGUUAAACGUCUUCAUUGUGGAUCUAAACAUGGAAUAUUGUUUGUCUGUUUUUAAAAGUAAUGCAACAGUUUUCAUUUUGAGCAGUUGUAUCAAUUGAUAGUUGGAUCAUUGUAAUGAAAUGAACAGACACUCAUCUGAAAUAUAAUGUGUGAAUUGCCUUUUGAAAUAGUCGUACUUUCAUGUUAAGUUGUCAUAUUGAACAGGUGAUUUUUGUUAAAUGAACAAAUAAUCUUAGUUUUGUGUAUUGUAUCCAAACAAUUGAAAAAAGUGUUAGUUUUGAAAAAUGUGCAUUUUGAUUUUUGAUUGAGUUUUGUGUCUAGAGUUUUGAAAAAUUACGUCAAGGUUCUGAAAUUAGUGCCAAAGUGAUUUUAAAAAACUGUAACGAUGGUUCUCCAGUAAACAUUGCCAAAAUUAACAAAAAUCGGUCAGAAUUAUAAGACUGCUGUGAUCUCCAUAUUUAAACAGUAAUUUUUAUUCACACAUCGGCCCAAUUAACCUAAAUUGGUCUUGGGUGCUGAAUAAGAACCUACAUUCCUACCAGGGUGACCCCUCACACAGGUGUGCUUUCACUUUUCAGAAGAAAUGUAGGCACAGGAGGAAAACUGUAAAUAUGAAUUUUGGGUAAACAUUGCAGUGGCAGGAUUGAAUGAAUGCUUGCAGUGGUCAGACUUAUGUUGACGUCGUCUGUCCAGAAGAUUACCGUAACCCUAACCAUUUACUGAAUGUGCUGUGCAUGGUAAUAACCUACCUGGCUUCCUCUGCUUUGAUCUCAAUGGGUUGGGUAAAUUCUAAUAAAGUGCUUUUGUGUAGCCAGAAUGGAGUCUAACAAAGAUGAAUACUAUGAUAAAUGACUGCACUAUUUAUAAUAAUGUGACUUUUAAUAUUAUAAUAUAUAUAAUGUUUUUCCUCUAGAAAUAAAAUAUAACAUUUGUGCUUGUUAGAUGGUUUUGAAAGAUUGUGAUCCGAGUACUACUGGCUAAAUCAGAUGAAUGAUAUUCAAGUAAAAUGAUUUCAAUUAAAGAGAAAAAUCA
Molecule: messenger RNA, 4951 nt
Organism: Esox lucius (northern pike)
Lineage: Eukaryota; Metazoa; Chordata; Actinopteri; Esociformes; Esocidae
Gene: alox12
Product: arachidonate 12-lipoxygenase
Exons: 15
Coding region: 367-2376 (669 amino acids)
Biological process (GO): linoleic acid metabolic process; lipid oxidation
Molecular function (GO): arachidonate 12(S)-lipoxygenase activity; protein binding; iron ion binding
Source: RefSeq, a predicted model, not a curated record